AUGACCAUACUCCGCUCUAACAAGGCAGCCCGGCAAGUGAAAGGCAUAGUCAGUAACGCAACUAUUGCCUUCCGCGGGAACGAGCUGACCGGCAACAUGAGCUCCCAAGAAGAUCUGUUUGCUGACUUUGUACGAAUACUUGAGGAAAUAGAAAUCGAGUGGAAUCAAACAGACGAAACCUUCUACCAAUCGGCAGAAGAAGAUUCGGACGAAAUAGAGCCAAAAACAAUAACAAACACAAUGACAAAAGAUCUACCGGCAGCAGGGGAGCGAGGAGCUCCAAAGUUCAUCGACACCGAACCCGAGGAGUUGCUCCGCUUCCUAGAAGCAGUAGAUGAAUUAUAUAAAAAAUGUGAAAUUACAAACGACAACGAUAAAAAGAAGGCGGUUGGCAAAUAUGUAUCUGCGCAAACGGAAGCCCAGUGGAAAGCCUUCAAAACAUAUAAAACCGGAACCUGGGAAGAGUUUAAAACCGAAGUCACAGCCAGUUAUCCAGAAGUGGUACUUCUGGAGCGCGGUUCCAUCACGGCCCUAGACAAAUUAUGUCGAAAAUAUAGUCGUGCCAAUCGAAUUGAGGCAAGCGACAUUACGGGUUUAGCAGCGUUAAUACGUUGCUUCCGGGCUGAGGCAGGAAAGCUUACUGAAGACCCUCCUCUAGUGUCAAACCGAGACCUAGUAGAUAGGUUUUUAGACUGCCUUACCCCAGAAUUCGCUACUCGUAUUGAAGAUAAACUUGACACAAUUAUGGACGCCCGGGCCUCCAUAACCGAUAAUGCGGGAACUAACGCGCGCUGGGAAGACCGGUAUACUCUACAAGAAGUAAUUAAUAUGGCACAAGGCAUAGCUGAGCGGUCCCGGAGAGGAUACGGUAUUAAGCCAGCCGAAAAUAAAGGAAACCGGCGAGGAUACGGGGACGAAGAGUUAGUACCAAACCAGAAAGGGCUAGAAACGUAUGUCAAACUAGAGGAACAGAUGGCACAGUUAAUUGAUACCAUCACCAAUGCAGAAAAGCGACGAAUGGCGGACUACAAGGUACUCCAGGAAAGUCAGAAUCGCCAACUUCGCGAAAUGCAACAGUUCUUGAGUACGAGACAAACCACACCAGGGCUAUUGCCAAACAACAGCUAUGCGCCCAGCAGAUACAGGGAUAACCCUAAUACUGGGUGUCACUACUGUAAGGAAGACUCCCACCGAAUUAUAGAAUGUCCGUAUGUAAGAAAACACCUAGAGGCAAAAUGGAUCAUUAAGAAUGCAGAGAACCACAUAAGGUUACCCAAUGGGGCACAAAUCUACCCGGAUGGGAACAAAUCCCGCAAAGAGGUGGUGGAAAACAUGAAUAAGAGCAAGGGUAUGGCAGCAACCAUGCUCCAAGAAGAACGGGAAUCUCCUGCGGGGGAAGUAAGGUAUAAAUUGCAUAGACAGUACGAGUUAGCAAAAUCGUUACAAGCCCUUACAGAGGACUUCGGCGAAGACGCCCUAGAAGCCGUACUGGAGGAAAGACAGGCAUUUAAAGAAAUGGAGGAAGAAGAACCAAGAUUAGAAAAUUUUCAGUAA
Messenger RNA from Psilocybe cubensis, 1554 nucleotides. RefSeq lists its product as uncharacterized. The transcript has 2 exons. The record is from RefSeq and is a predicted model, not a curated record. Bases 1 to 1554 code for a protein of 517 amino acids. Lineage: Eukaryota; Fungi; Basidiomycota; Agaricomycetes; Agaricales; Agrocybaceae.